CAACCCUAACAACCAAAGAGUAUUCUUUCAUUUUCAUCCACACCAUCACCACCACUUGGCACCUGUCAUCGUACGUCAUCAGCAUGAAGCACUAUACAUCAUUUGUCGUUUUUGUAUUACUCUCUCUGGCAGUGCUGCUUCCCGGUAGCAUCAUCCAAGCAAAAGAAAACGUGCAGUGUCCUAUUCCUGGAGGGAAGAUGUAUGCGCCCGUUCCUGGCAGCUAUUGCGUCGACUACUAUAGCUGUGCAGGCUCAACACCAACAAUUAUCAGUUGUCCUGGAGGAUGGAGGUUUGAUUCCAAAAGUCAAGGAUGUGCUUCAAGCGCACAAGUUGAUUGCAACUAGUAGCAUCAUUUUAGCUUUCUCUCUUUUUU
Zychaea mexicana is the source of this 373-nucleotide messenger RNA. RefSeq lists its product as uncharacterized. The coding region runs from base 84 to 344 and encodes 86 amino acids. NCBI's taxonomy places the organism in Eukaryota, Fungi, Mucoromycota, Mucoromycetes, Mucorales, Lichtheimiaceae. The record is from RefSeq and is a predicted model, not a curated record. The transcript has a single exon. Gene Ontology annotation, molecular function: chitin binding. Gene Ontology annotation, cellular component: extracellular region.